Molecule: messenger RNA, 568 nt
Organism: Momordica charantia (bitter melon)
Lineage: Eukaryota; Viridiplantae; Streptophyta; Magnoliopsida; Cucurbitales; Cucurbitaceae
Product: DUF3339-domain containing protein
Source: RefSeq, a predicted model, not a curated record
AGAGGCAGUUGUCGCAUCAGUGUCCCGUUUAGAAGUUUGAGACCCCCACCGGCCAUUGCUUCUCUUCGCAAACCUUCCACUUCCAUCUUUCUUUAAUUCUUUCUCUGUGUGUUUGUUUGGAUUUUGCAGGCUUCGGCAUCGGCAUGGCAGAUUGGGGGCCGGUUGUGAUAGCGGUGGUGCUGUUCGUGCUGCUCACCCCAGGGCUGCUGUUUCAGAUCCCAGGCAGAGGCAAGGUGGUGGAGUUCGGGAGCAUGCAUACCAGCGGAGCUGCCAUUUUAGUCCACGCCGUCAUCUUCUUCGGCCUCAUCACCAUCUUCCUCAUCGCCAUCGGCGUUCACAUCUACACCGGCUAAACCAGAUCCCGCUUCCUCGUUUUCUCUCUUCUUCAUUAAUUUUCAGUCGCUAUUACCCUGUUCCUAUUGCUCUGUCUGUCUGUCUGUAUGUCUACUUUUUUUCCUUCUAAUUUUUGGGGGUUUAUAUUGAAUGGACUGAAUUUGUUGUUAUGUUAUACAGAUACUUGUAUUAAACGGUAUGGUAAAUAGACUACUGGUUUUUUCCCUCGUUGGAA